AUGACAUGCACUGAUUAUAUCCCAAGGUCAUCAAAUGAUUAUACCUCACAAAUGUAUUCUGCAAAGCCAUAUGCACAUAUCCUGUCUGUACCUGUAUCGGAAACAAUGAGCCCAUACCCUGCUCAGACUCAGUAUCAAGCACUACAGCAGUCUCAGCCCUACACCAUCUACCCCCAGACCACCCAGACCUAUGGACUACCUCCUUUCGGUGCACUGUGGCCAGGUAUGAAACCUGAAAGUGGUUUAAUUCAGAAUCCAUCUACAAGUCAGCACAGUGUUCUUACCUGCACGACAGGGUUAACCACAAGCCAGCCCAGUCCAGCACAUUAUUCUUAUUCCAUUGAAGCAUCGACUACCAAUGCCAGUCCAGCCUCUACAUCCUCAACUGUGGUCAAUAUUUCCACAUCAGCAGUAGCCAGCAUCUCACAGGAAUAUCCUACGUACACCAUCCUUGGCCAGAGCCAGUACCAGACGUGUUACCCGAGUUCUGGCUUUGGAGUCGUGACACCAGCCGACAACAACACGGAGAGCACCGCGUUAGCCACAGCCACGUACCCAGCCGAGAAACCCAACGCCAUGGGGCCUACGCGGACAGUGCAGAGACCUUCCUCCGGAGAUGCAUCCACAAGUCCUUCGUUAUCAAGAGCAACAGCAAGUAAAGACUUGGAUGAGCAGGCAAGAAAAAACAUCCCUGGGAAGAACAGGGGGAAGAGGAAAGCAGAUACCUCCUCCUCACAGGACAGCGAACUGGAGCGAGUGUUUCUCUGGGACUUGGAUGAGACCAUCAUCAUCUUCCAUUCACUUCUCACAGGGUCUUAUGCUCAAAAAUAUGGCAAGGAUCCAACUCUGGUGAUUGGCUCGGGUCUGUCAAUGGAGGAGAUGAUUUUUGAAGUAGCUGAUACUCACCUGUUUUUCAAUGACUUGGAGGAAUGUGACCAGGUACACAUAGAAGACGUGGCAUCUGAUGACAAUGGCCAAGAUUUAAGCAACUACAACUUCUCCACGGAUGGCUUCAGCGGCUCGGGAAGUAACACGAAUCACAGCUCCUCGGUUGGUGUCCAGGGCGGAGUGGACUGGAUGAGGAAGCUGGCCUUCCGCUACCGCAGGGUGCGAGAGAUCUACGACAAAUACAAAACCAACGUGGGAGGUCUCCUUAGCCCGCAGAAGAGGGAAGCUCUGCAGAGACUAAGGACUGAUAUAGAAGUGCUAACAGAUUCCUGGCUGGAAACGGCAUUGAAGUCCCUGCUCCUCAUACAGUCCAGAAAAAACUGUGUGAACAUCCUGAUCACCACCACCCAACUGGUGCCAGCGCUUGCCAAAGUUCUCCUGUAUGGAUUGGGCGAGGUGUUUCCCAUCGAAAAUAUUUACAGUGCCACGAAAAUAGGUAAAGAGAGCUGUUUUGAGAGGAUUGUGUCGCGAUUUGGAAAGAAAGUCACCUACGUGGUCAUCGGAGAUGGGCGUGACGAGGAGGUUGCAGCUAAGCAGCACAACAUGCCUUUCUGGAGGAUCACGAACCACGCAGACCUCGUGUCCCUGCACCAAGCCCUCGAGUUGGACUUCCUGUAA
Messenger RNA from Mesitornis unicolor (brown roatelo), 1566 nucleotides. RefSeq names its product EYA transcriptional coactivator and phosphatase 3 (gene EYA3). The record is from RefSeq and is a predicted model, not a curated record. Gene Ontology annotation, molecular function: protein tyrosine phosphatase activity. The coding region runs from base 1 to 1566 and encodes 521 amino acids. Lineage: Eukaryota; Metazoa; Chordata; Aves; Mesitornithiformes; Mesitornithidae. Gene Ontology annotation, cellular component: nucleus. Gene Ontology annotation, biological process: positive regulation of DNA repair; cell differentiation; negative regulation of extrinsic apoptotic signaling pathway in absence of ligand. The transcript has 14 exons.